AUGGUCCAUACAGGAGAAGAACGUGCUGUACACCUGGCCCGAGAGGCUGUUGAACUCGUUGACGCGGGCCAUCGGGAGGCUGCCUCCCGCAACCUCCGAGAAGCCCUAUCCAUUGCCCCCCAUAACGCACAAGUCAAAGCUGCAUUCCUGAAAGUGCAGCAAGAGGACCAGGAUGGCCACCAGCUAUUAGACCUCUGUCGGCGAUACACCCAGAACGAUGAGAAUGCCGGGAAAGAAGCCGCCGCGUAUCUUCGGACGGACGGAUUGAAGUCGCCCGAAGGAGUUGCUUUGGAAUCCCUCAAGAUUUUGCUUGCGCAGCGACCGCAAUCCCUGUCGCUCACACAGGAUGAGAUCAUCUCCGGAUUGGUGCGACAAAAUGCCAGUGUGAGGCAAUACUUCUCCACCCAGCUCCAAACCUCCGUCACCGCGUUUUUCGAUGAGAUAUACGACCGCGGCGAUGGAGCCGCGGUGUGUCUGGACACUGUGGUCUUGGAUCCCACAGUGUGGACCUCGGAAGACACGCGCUCCCAUUGCGAGGGCGAGUUAUUCCAAUUGUUCAUCGCCAAGCUGAUGGAAUCUGGCCAUGACCUUGACGGACGUUCUUUGAAAGGAAUUACAAGACUACUUGCGGUUCACGCCGAUGAACUCCAGCAUUUGAUUGACGACGAAGGAUUUGAGGUGAUUCUGUCGUCCUUGGAUUAUCGACUCCCCUUGGAAGUGCGAAGCCAGGCAACACUAGCCACCGCCAAAUUCCUUGAAGUCGCCAAGGAAGCUGGGGAGAAGAAGUUUUUGGCAUUGAUCAUGUCCAUCAUCGGCAAAGGUCGAGUCGAUGACUUGAUAGUUGCUUUCUCUGCGCUGGCCGCAAUUUUCCCCGUGGCUCCCACGGCGGCAGCAAACCUAUUCUUGUCCGACGAGUUCCUGGCACAUCUUACUCCGUUGGCAAAUCGCGAAGCCAAGAGCAAAAAGGUUGACAUUCCCGUGCUGGAGUUGCUCAAUGCGGCAUGCAUCAACCGUCCCUGCCGAGAGGCCGUCUCCAAGAAAUUCGGAGAGUGGUUAUCGCAUAACCUGACCAAUGGCAGCGAUGCUGGUUCGGAACUCGCAGCGGUGGCCUUGGCAAAGAUCCGGGCAUCAGAGCCGGAGAAGCCUUCCACUGGCAACGGUAAGGUCUUGGAGGAUGAUGACGAGUCUGAACUCGUGCACCGUUUCAAGGGACUGAUGUCUGAAAGCAAGGUUGAGAACAGUUCCCACGCAAUCGAAGGCUUAGCCUACACCUCGGUGAAGCCUGCCGUCAAGGAAGAACUCGCCCAUGAUCAUGCCUUCCUUCGAAAUCUGAUUGCGACCAUGAAACGAAACAGCGCCGACUCCUCAGUACUUUACGGCGGCCUGAUGAUUGUCCUGAAUCUCACCAAAUUCCUUCCUAAUAUUUCCGAAGAGCAAAAGAAGAUGUCGCAGCUGAAGGAUUACGCGGACGCAUCCGCAGGAAAGACCAAAGCAGCAGCAGUCCCGGAUAGUAGAGAUGAAGAAGAGGCUGUCUUGGCACGAUGUGCUGCGCUCAUCGAGGCAGGCAUUAUGUCCCUCCUGGUUGAGUGCGGUCGAAUCGCACUCCCAUCCACCAACGAACUUACAGCCAAGAUCCUGCAAGCCUUGACGAGGCCUCAAAAGUCCCGGGGCUCACUUGCUCAACAGGGUGCCGUGAAGCUGUUACUCGGGCUUGCGGCUCCAAAGCAGAGUAGCUCUGGUCCUGUCACAAACGAAACUACACGCAUUGCAUCUCAUGCGCUGGCCCGCAUUCUCAUCUCCGUUGACCCUUCCCACGUCUUCCCUUCGUCUGGAUUCCCCCAAGUCACAUCUGCCGUUCGCCCUCUUCUUUCUCUUCUCUCAUCCCCGGAGACUAUCUCCCUCUCUGCCGACCAGCCCCGUGACCUUCUUCCUGUUUUCGAAAGUCUCCUCGCUUUGACGAACCUCGCCUCUUAUCCCCAUGAUGAUUCUGCUGCUGAGCUCACAGUCCGGGAAGGCUGGUCGGCAGUAGAAGACCUCCUCUUGUCGAGCAAUGCCCGGGUUCAGCGCGCCGCCUGCGAGUUGGUCUGUAACCUGAUGGCCUGCGAAUCUGGCGUGAUCAAGUUUGCCGAUGGCUCCAAGCAAGCCUCUCAGCGUCUCCAUAUCCUCCUUGCUCUAACCGAUGCCGACGACUUCCCCACUCGACGAGCUGCGGGUGGUGCUCUUGCCAUGCUGACAGACUUCGAUGCCGCUAUUGCUGCUGUAUUGGAUCGUCCCCGGGGUGUGGAACUCCUCUUGGGAUUAUGCCAAGAGGACGACGAUGCCCUCGUGCAUCGUGGAGUAGUUUGCGUGCGCAACCUUACCUGUGUCGCAACAGGUGACAUCGGAUCCCGUGCGCGAGAGGCCGUUCAGACCGCGGGAGGAAUCGCAAUUCUCACCGCUUGUAUCAAGAAAACGAAGACGCAAGCGGUGCUCCAAAUUGCGGUGGAGGCCUUGAAACCCCUGGUUCAGUGA
This is a messenger RNA of Penicillium olsonii, 2511 nucleotides long. The record is from the annotation of a GenBank genome assembly. Lineage: Eukaryota; Fungi; Ascomycota; Eurotiomycetes; Eurotiales; Aspergillaceae.